Vigna umbellata (rice bean) is the source of this 315-nucleotide messenger RNA. NCBI's taxonomy places the organism in Eukaryota, Viridiplantae, Streptophyta, Magnoliopsida, Fabales, Fabaceae. The record is from RefSeq and is a predicted model, not a curated record.
AUGAAUUUUGAACUUUCUGCACUUGAAAGAAAUCACACAUGGACUUUGGUGAAUCUCCUUGCUGGUAAGAAACCCAUCAGCUGUCAUUGGGUAUAUCGUAUCAAGCAUAAAGCUAAUGGCUCUAUUGACAGAUAUAAAGCUCGUUUAGUGGCAAGAGGUUUCACUCAAACUGAAGGAUUGGAUUACUAUGGAACUUUUCCCCCUGUUGUUAAAAUCACCAUUGUUCGUCUUGUUCUUGCUCUUGCUACUAGCAACAAAUGGUUUCUUCAUCAGUUAGAUGUUGACAAUGCCUUUCUUCAUGGUGAUUUAACUUAA